Molecule: messenger RNA, 2205 nt
Organism: Anopheles cruzii
Lineage: Eukaryota; Metazoa; Arthropoda; Insecta; Diptera; Culicidae
Gene: aft
Product: cap-specific mRNA (nucleoside-2'-O-)-methyltransferase 2
Exons: 2
Coding region: 1-2205 (734 amino acids)
Biological process (GO): 7-methylguanosine mRNA capping
Cellular component (GO): nucleus; cytoplasm
Molecular function (GO): methyltransferase cap1 activity
Source: RefSeq, a predicted model, not a curated record
AUGCACCAGAUAAAUGUCCAGCCUCUUGAGACAGGGUUUGAGGAUGAGCUCUGCGAACGGCGCCGAUUAGAAGACGCACUGGACGAUGUGGGCGUACAGUUUGAGAAAAAGUUCCACUUUCAGCCUAUGCCAGAAGAAUCGGUGCUUCCGCCACUGGACAGUGUGUUUCAAACUCCGCCAGGCCGUUCGAACCAUCUGCAGGCGCAAAAGAUCCAUCUGAACGACAUCAAGAACCGUCUGAACGAUUUCGCAAUCGAAAGCUGGCACGAGCACACACGCCGACGGUGCUCAUCGGCUCCGAUACUGUACGAAUUAAAGUCGUAUGUACGGGCCGAGUUUGUAACGCAAGCGUUCGCUAAACUGUACGAGUGUUUGGUGGCCUACGAGCUGGUGGCCAGGGAAUCGGGCGACCACCUUUACAGUGUGCACUUGUGCGAAGCUCCGGGAGCGUUUGUGACCGCCCUAAAUCACUAUAUCCGGCUCAACUGUUCGCCGGGAACACGAUGGGAAUGGUUCGCCAGCACACUCAACCCGUACUACGAGGGCAACUCUCCCGGUCAUAUGAUCCCCGAUGAUCGUUUCAUUCGACACACGCUCGACUCUUGGUGCUUCGGAGUCGACGGAACUGGCAACAUAAUGGAGCGUGAAAAUCGCAAUGCCAUCAUCGAGCGCAGCCGUAAAUGGCCAACGGUACACCUCGUGACGGCUGAUGGUUCCAUCGAUUGUCUGGACGUGCCCGCGGAACAAGAGGAACGUGUUGCGAGGCUACAUCUCGCCGAAACCGUGACGGCACUCGACAUGCUCGGCCCGGGGGGACACUUUGUGCUGAAAAUGUUCACUCUCUUCGAACAUUCGAGCAUUAAUUUACUGUUUCUGCUGUACCACUGCUUCAAGGAAUUGCACGUUUUUAAACCAUGCACCUCGAAAGCGGGUAACUCGGAAGUGUACGUAAUCGCCAAAUACUACCGCAAACCGGCCGGUAUCGAGCCGUAUCUUGGCAGAAUCAACGAUUACUUGCAAUGCGAUGAUCCUGCCGAUAUCCGUAUGAGCCUAUUUGACAUUGGCGACUUGCCGGAAUCGUUUGUUGAACAGCUCAGCAAGUGUUCGGCCGGCUACGUUCGCUGGCAGACGGACGUGAUCCGGAACAAUAUUCGCUUCUACGGCUCCACUAACGACGAACCCCACGAGAACGAAAGACUGACAGCAUUUAAGCAAAAGACCAAGGAAAUGUUUUUCAAGCGCUAUCGCAUCACAAAGAUACUCGCCAACGAACGGAUCGUUAACGUACGCGGUGGCUACUUUGGUAUACUCGCCCACCAGGAAGAAUGCCACGGUACGCACAAUCAGCGUGUGCGAGCGUCAACGUUGGACGUUCGGGAAAAAAUUCUCUCACUGCGCGGUCGGCUCGAUCAUCUCACACUCACACGUCGAGUGAUCAGACCGGAAGCCCAGUUUGAUGGGUUCCCUGCAUCGGCCGGUAGCCGCCCGUGGUGGGAGGAAGUAGCCAUUAGCGUCGGUAAAACGGUGGAGAGGGUGGAAAAUUCAACAUUCACUCUCAUUAGCUGCCUGCGGCUGCUGAACGCUACCACCGAUCUGUAUCUCACCAUUAAGAACGACAACUGCGACAGCCCCAUUCUGCACAGUGCCGAUACAAUCACCGUCAACGUUCUUGCAUACCCGUAUCAAACGAACGCCGAUCGGUUCGAAAAACACCUCUUUUACCAGAUCUUGCGUAAAACUAGGGAGCUUGUGCAGACACGAUCGGCUUGUCCAUCGCUCGAUCUGCAAGUGGUGUUGGAAAACUGGCUCUUCCUGACGCAGUUCAGUGUCGGGAUGCUGUAUCUGCUGAAGUUGUAUGUGUUCGAGACGAUUGAACAGCAAUCCGCUACGCGCCUGGUCCUCCGCCGACUGCGACCGGACGGUUUAUCAAACCUAUCAAGAAUCUAUGAAAAAGUGGACCUUUUGCCCUGCGCAGCGCCGCGAUCUGCGUCAUCGCUCCACGCAGCGCAACAAGACAAAUCGAUCAUUGGCGUGGUGCCAAUAUCUGCAUUGCUCGAUGAAGAUUUGCAGUUCGCAGUGUUCAAUUACAACAACUCCCUGUGUUUGCUUUACUGCGCUCAGCUGCUGGACGAGACGGAGAAAGCUUACCAAAAAAGAAAGGAAUUGAUGACAGGAUGGGAACUAUCGUGUGGUAUCGUAUUGUGA